Chrysochloris asiatica (Cape golden mole) is the source of this 678-nucleotide messenger RNA. RefSeq names its product zinc finger matrin-type protein 4-like. The transcript is spliced from 5 exons. Gene Ontology annotation, molecular function: zinc ion binding; nucleic acid binding. The record is from RefSeq and is a predicted model, not a curated record. The coding region runs from base 1 to 678 and encodes 225 amino acids. NCBI's taxonomy places the organism in Eukaryota, Metazoa, Chordata, Mammalia, Afrosoricida, Chrysochloridae.
AUGAAGUCCUCCGAUAUUGAUCAGGAUUUAUUUACAGACAGUUACUGCAAGGUGUGCAGUGCACAGCUGAUAUCUGAAUCUCAGCGUGUGGCCCAUUACGAGAGUCGAAAACAUGCCAGCAAAGUCCGACUGUAUUACAUGCUUCACCCCAGGGAUGGUGGGUGUCCUGCCAAGAGGCUCCGGUCAGAAAAUGGAAAUGAUGCUGAUAUGGUGGAUAAGAACAAGUGCUGCACGCUUUGUAACAUGUCUUUUACCUCAGCAGUGGUAGCUGACUCACACUAUCAAGGCAAAAUCCAUGCCAAAAGGUUAAAACUGUUGCUAGGAGAGAAAACCCCAUUAAAGACCACAGCAACGCCCCUGAGCUCCCUUAAGCCUGCUUGUGUGGACACUGCUCCAGUGGUUGCAUCUCCCUAUCAAAGAAGAGAUUCAGACAGAUACUGUGGGCUCUGUGCAGCCUGGUUUAAUAAUCCUCUGAUGGCCCAGCAACAUUAUGAUGGCAAGAAACACAAAAAGAAUGCGGCAAGGGUCGCUUUAUUAGAACAACUUGGGACAACCCUGGACAUGGGGGAACUAAGAGGUUUGAGACGCAAUUACAGAUGUACCAUCUGCAGUGUAUCCCUAAACUCAAUAGAACAGUAUCAUGCUCAUCUGAAAGGAUCCAAACACCAGACCAAGUAG